Pangasianodon hypophthalmus (striped catfish) is the source of this 1392-nucleotide messenger RNA. It is a transcript of the gene cpsf4, whose product is annotated as cleavage and polyadenylation specific factor 4. The transcript has 8 exons. The coding region runs from base 331 to 1146 and encodes 271 amino acids. Lineage: Eukaryota; Metazoa; Chordata; Actinopteri; Siluriformes; Pangasiidae. Gene Ontology annotation, molecular function: RNA binding; zinc ion binding. The record is from RefSeq and is a predicted model, not a curated record.
AUUCUCCAUCCUUAUAGAGGUUAGAGGUCAUACGUCUGAACCGUCUCGGAAGUGCAUCUAAACGGUGCUGGUGUUUUUAUUAACGUGGUUCCAUCGUGCCAUGUGGAUUUACAAAAUCAUUGUGUCUAAAAAGCCUUUGCAGUUUCUCCACGCAUUUAUUUUUAGCUUCUGGUAGUUUAUAUCGAGGUAUAUUAUUACACAGCUAGCUAUUUAUCGAGUGUCGCUAACUAGCCUAGCAAAGCAUUUGGUGGAGUUGGUCGAAGUUUUUUUGUUUCAGUUAGAGAAAUAAGUUUAAUAAGUGAGUCAGAGGGGAAAAUAAGAAUAGCAAAAAUGCAGGAAAUAAUUGCCAGCGUUGAUCAUAUAAAGUUUGAUCUGGAGAUUGCAGUCGAGCAGCAGUUAGGAGCUCAACCGCUGCCGUUUCCUGGAAUGGACAAAUCAGGCGCGGCUGUGUGUGAGUUUUUCAUGAGGUCUGCUUGCCUAAAAGGUGGAAUGUGUCCUUUUCGGCACAUUAGCGGAGAAAAGACGGUGGUUUGUAAACACUGGCUUCGAGGAUUGUGCAAGAAAGGAGAUCAGUGCGAAUUUCUGCACGAGUAUGACAUGACGAAGAUGCCAGAAUGCUAUUUCUACUCCAAAUUUGGAGAAUGCAGUAAUAAAGAAUGUCCUUUCUUACAUAUUGACCCGGAAUCUAAGAUUAAAGACUGUCCGUGGUAUGACCGAGGGUUUUGCAAGCACGGCCCCGAUUGCCGACACAGACACACACGGAGGGUCAUCUGUGUUAAUUAUCUAGUAGGCUUCUGUCCUGAGGGCAAGUCAUGCAAGUUUAUGCACCCACGCUUUGAGCUGCCUAUGGGGACAAACGAACAGCCACCUCUGCCUCAGCAAGCCCAGACCCAGCAAAAGCAAAAUGCACAGAACUUAAACAGAUCAUCGUUGUCACUGAUCCAGUUAACCAGCAACAACUCCAUUGCCAACACCAACCAUCAAAAACCUUCACACAUUCUUGGAGCUUCACAGCCUCAGAAUAACACAGGCGGCCCCCGAGGCCCUCGUCCACUCGACCAGGUCACAUGUUACAAGUGUGGAGAGAAGGGACAUUACGCAAACAAAUGCACAAAAGGACACCUGGCUUUCCUAAGUGGACAGUAACGUUCUUCUUCACCAUGUAUCUGCUAAUAAACUGCUGGAAUUUCAUCUCAUGUACAAAAUGCACGAGGACUGGUCUGUUAGCUUUUCAGUGGAGAAGUUACAGUGGUCACGGUAGUGGACAUUCUCUGCCAAGAUCACUAAUGUGGGCAGAAUCGGGAGAAAAAAAACCAAAUCAAACCAGCAUGUUUGAGUUGAUGAGUAACACAGUGCAUUAUUUUUAAGCUCACAGCUCUAUAGUGGUGGGAA